GAUAAGCGACACAAGAAGGCGUGCCAGAAGUUUUCCUAGAAUUGGUGAAGCUAAAACCUCUCACAGUCAGUCUUAUCCAGAAUUUCCAUCGAAUCGCGCACAAAGACUUGUCUCUGUGAGAUCUGAAGGAUCUACCACAUUGCGAAAGAAUGGUCAAGCACAAGGAGAGAAUAAAAAUAUCCGUAUACAACUUCCAAGCGAACCAAUUGAAGAAAGUCACGCAAGAGUGGACUCGAGUGAUGAUUCUGGCGCAGAGGAUGAGCAUCUUAUCAGAAUUGAUUCAUCAAGACCGAGCUUUCCUCAAUGGAUCACGGAUGAAGAAAAAACAUCUUAGGCAUUCUCUAAUUUUGUGUACACAAUGUAAUUUGAGCCUUUCCACAAUGUGAGUAUUGAAACUGCUGAGAGCUUUGUGUUACUGACAGUUAUAUGCCGCUCUUGAACAGACUUCCUGAGGUUUUAUGUGUCCUUUGUGUCGUGUAUUCAUAUUAUGUUUGAAUAGCGUGGUACAGUACCAUUGUGUUCUUCAACAGUUCAUAUGAAUAAUUUUUCUUAAUAUGUGCACAAAAAAAGUGCGACUUGUGUUGAGAAAGUUGUAAACUUACCGUUAUAUUGAGGUCUCAAUUUUUGCGUUAAGUGGC
Nicotiana tabacum (common tobacco) is the source of this 638-nucleotide messenger RNA. The record is from RefSeq and is a predicted model, not a curated record. Lineage: Eukaryota; Viridiplantae; Streptophyta; Magnoliopsida; Solanales; Solanaceae.